Molecule: messenger RNA, 6629 nt
Organism: Lontra canadensis (Northern American river otter)
Lineage: Eukaryota; Metazoa; Chordata; Mammalia; Carnivora; Mustelidae
Gene: XPO4
Product: exportin 4
Exons: 24
Coding region: 237-3611 (1124 amino acids)
Biological process (GO): protein export from nucleus
Cellular component (GO): nuclear pore; cytoplasm
Molecular function (GO): nuclear export signal receptor activity
Source: RefSeq, a predicted model, not a curated record
GGCUGAGACGGCUUCUGGGAGCGCGUGAGACUCCGGGGUCGCGGCGGCGAUUGGCCGGCCGCGGCGCCCGCUCCCAUAAUGCAGCGCAUGGCGCGUCAUUGAAGAGAGACCAUGAUGGCGGCGGCGCUUGGGCCCCCAGAAGUGAUCGCUCAGCUGGAGAACGCGGCCAAAGUUCUGAUGAUGGGGAAACUGAGGUUCAAAGAGGUAGAAGUGACUUGCCGAAGGCACCACCUUCCAUGGUUAAUAAUGAACAACGCCAGCAUGCAGAGCACAUAUUCUUAUCAUUUAGGAAAUCAAAAUCACCAUUUGCAGUUUGCAAGCAUAUUUUGGAAACAAGUAAAGUGGACUAUGUCCUCUUUCAAGCUGCCACAGCCAUAAUGGAAGCAGUUGUCCGAGAGUGGAUUCUCUUGGAAAAAGGUAGCAUCGAGUCACUGCGAACAUUCCUUUUAACAUAUGUCUUACAAAGGCCUAACCUCCAAAAGUAUGUUCGGGAACAGAUUCUAUUAGCAGUAGCAGUAAUUGUAAAACGAGGAUCCUUAGAUAAAUCAAUUGACUGCAAAAGCAUUUUUCAUGAAGUCAGUCAGUUGAUAAGUAGUGGCAAUCCCACUGUGCAAACUCUGGCGUGUUCUAUUCUAACUGCACUAUUGAGUGAAUUCUCAAGUUCAAGUAAAACUAGCAACAUUGGACUCAGUAUGGAAUUCCAUGGUAACUGCAAAAGAGUUUUUCAGGAAGAAGACCUUCGUCAGAUCUUCAUGUUAACGGUUGAAGUUCUUCAGGAGUUCAGCAGGCGGGAAAACCUCAAUGCUCAGAUGUCUUCGGUAUUUCAGCGUUACCUUGCACUUGCCAAUCAAGUCUUGAGCUGGAACUUUCUUCCUCCAAAUUUGGGCAGACAUUAUAUAGCUAUGUUUGAAUCCUCACAAAAUGUGCUGUUAAAGCCAACAGAAUCCUGGCGGGAGACUCUUCUGGAUAGCAGAGUUAUGGAGCUGUUCUUCACAGUACAUCGAAAAAUCAGAGAAGAUUCAGAUAUGGCACAAGAUUCUCUUCAGUGCCUUGCCCAGUUAGCUUCUCUUCAUGGACCCAUAUUCCCCGAUGAAGGAUCACAAGUCGAUUAUCUAGCACACUUCAUUGAGGGAUUACUGAAUACUAUCAAUGGAAUUGAAAUAGAAGAUUCAGAAGCUGUGGGAAUCUCCAGCAUUAUCAGCAACCUGAUAACUGUGUUCCCUCGAAAUGUUUUAACUGCCAUUCCAAAUGAACUUUUCUCGUCCUUUGUUAACUGCCUCACACACCUCACUUGUUCUUUCGGGCGAAGUGCUGCAUUGGAAGAAGUGCUUGAUAAAGAUGACAUGGUAUACAUGGAAGCAUAUGACAAAUUGCUAGAGUCCUGGCUAACUUUGGUUCAAGACGACAAACAUUUCCAUAAAGGCUUUUUUACCCAACAUGCUGUUCAAGUUUUCAAUUCCUAUAUUCAGUGCCACCUCGCUGCUCCAGAUGGCACGAGGAAUUUGACUGCCAAUGGUGUGGCCUCUCGUGAGGAAGAAGAAAUAAGUGAACUUCAAGAGGAUGAUCGAGACCAGUUUUCAGAUCAACUAGCCAGUGUAGGAAUGCUAGGAAGAAUUGCUGCAGAACACUGUAUACCUCUUCUGACAAGUUUAUUAGAAGAAAGAGUAACAAGGCUCCAUGGUCAGUUACAACGACAUCAGCAGCAAUUACUUGCUUCACCUGGUUCAAGCACUAUUGACAACAAAAUGCUUGAUGAUCUGUAUGAAGAUAUUCACUGGCUUAUUUUAGUUACAGGCUACCUCUUAGCUGAUGAUACUCAGGGAGAGACUCCGCUAAUACCUCCAGAAAUAAUGGAAUAUUCCAUUAAGCAUUCAUCUGAAGUUGACAUUAAUACAACACUUCAAAUUUUGGGAUCUCCAGGAGAAAAGGCUUCUUCCAUCCCAGGGUACAACAGAACAGAUUCUGUGAUUAGGCUGUUAUCUGCUGUUCUGAGAGUUUCAGAAGUUGAAUCUCGAGCAAUAAGAGCGGAUCUCACUCAUCUACUAAGCCCUCAAAUGGGCAAAGAUAUUGUUUGGUUUCUAAAACGCUGGGCAAAGACUUACCUCCUGGUGGAUGAGAAACUAUAUGAUCAGAUAAGUCUGCCAUUCAGUACAGCAUUUGGGGCAGAUACAGAAGGUUCUCAGUGGAUUAUUGGCUACCUCUUACAAAAAGUCAUCAGUAACCUCUCAGUGUGGAGUAGUGAGCAGGACCUUGCAAAUGACACUGUGCAGCUCCUUGUCACUUUGGUGGAAAGAAGAGAAAGGGCAAACUUAGUAAUUCAGUGUGAAAACUGGUGGAACUUAGCUAAGCAGUUUGCAAGCCGAAGCCCACCUCUGAAUUUCUUGUCAAGUCCUGUGCAGAGGACAUUAAUGAAGGCUCUUGUUUUGGGAGGUUUUGCACAUAUGGACACAGAAACCAAACAGCAGUAUUGGACAGAGGUUCUUCAGCCACUUCAGCAGCGAUUCUUAAGAGUGAUAAAUCAAGAAAACUUUCAGCAGAUGUGUCAACAAGAGGAAGUCAAGCAGGAAAUCACCGCCACACUGGAGGCCCUUUGUGGCAUUGCUGAGGCUACCCAGAUUGACAAUGUAGCAAUUCUUUUUAAUUUUUUGAUGGACUUCCUUACCAAUUGCAUUGGAUUGAUGGAAGUUUACAAAAAUACCCCAGAGACUGUCAAUCUCAUAAUAGAAGUUUUUGUUGAAGUUGCACAUAAACAGAUAUGCUAUCUUGGAGAGUCCAAAGCUAUGAACCUAUAUGAAGCUUGCCUUACUUUGCUGCAAGUAUAUUCUAAGAAUAACUUAGGGCGACAAAGAAUAGAUGUUACAGCGGAGGAAGAGCAAUACCAAGACCUGCUUCUCAUUAUGGAACUUCUUACUAACCUUCUAUCAAAAGAAUUCAUAGAUUUCAGUGAUACAGAUGAAGUGUUCAGAGGACAUGAGCCAGGGCAAGCAGCAAACAGGUCUGUGUCUGCAGCUGAUGUUGUUUUAUAUGGAGUGAACCUAAUUCUGCCUCUGAUGUCACAGGAUCUUUUGAAGUUUCCAACCCUUUGUAAUCAGUACUACAAAUUAAUCACAUUUAUCUGUGAGAUUUUUCCUGAAAAAAUUCCACAGCUUCCUGAAGAUCUUUUUAAAAGUCUGAUGUACUCGUUAGAACUAGGAAUGACAUCAAUGAGUUCGGAGGUUUGCCAGCUUUGCCUGGAAGCUUUGACACCGUUAGCUGAACAGUGUGCUAAAGCACAAGAAACAGAUUCACCUCUUUUUUUAGCAACACGGCACUUUCUUAAGCUGGUUUUUGAUAUGCUGGUUUUGCAAAAGCACAACACAGAGAUGACCACUGCAGCUGGUGAAGCUUUCUACACAUUGGUGUGCUUGCAUCAGGCUGAAUACUCUGAAUUGGUUGAAACAUUACUGUCAAGUCAACAAGACCCAGUUAUUUACCAGAGAUUAGCAGAUGCCUUCAACAAACUCACUGCAAGCAGCACUCCUCCUACGCUGGAUCGGAAGCAGAAGAUGGCCUUCCUAAAGAGUUUAGAAGAAUUUAUGGCAAAUGUUGGUGGUCUCCUUUGUGUAAAAUAAACAACAAAACUUUAUGCAUAAUUUAGAUCUUUCUGCAAAGUGCACUGAAUUGCUAAAAGCUGACUUGAGUCUUGUCCUGUUCUUCAGUUCCUUGGCCAUUUUGGAUUUCGGAGAGCCUGAAAGUUUGCUAUUUAAUGCAGCGAAACAGGAGAGGUCACUUUGAAUCAGCUUCCGCUGUUGGGUGUUAGCCACAAUAUGUCAUAUAUGUCUUGUAGAUUUUGAAUGGUGAUUUAGGAUUUUCAGUUCCAUAUAUGUGCAAACAUAUGGCACCAUGAAAUGCAUAUUCAGUGCCUUUCCCCCCUUAUCAAAACAUUAGGUGGCUAGCCAAAGUUUAGAAUUUUUGUUAAAUUAAAUAUUAGAUGGACAUAUGCUCCCUGUUAUUUCUCAAAAUGUUGUCCAUAGAUCACCUGCAUCACUCAAGGAGCUGGUUGAAAAGGUAGUUCUUGGGUCCAACUGUAGAUCCUCAGAGUCAUAAUUUCUGUGUGUUGGGCCUUGGAUUCUUCAUCUUAAUAAGCCCCUCCCCUCUUCCACCCCAAAAGUUUUGAAUCAAUGCAAAAGACAUUGGAAACUCCUAAGAGGUUUUGUGCUUUCAGACUUUUCCUCCCUUUGAUGAUAAGGUUUAUAAUUGAGCAGGAAGAAGACACACCGGGUGUUUGUUGGCUUCUUGUAGCACACGCUCUCGCUCUUUCUUUUUUGUAACAUCCCUGGUGUCGCAGGUUUUGUAUAAUGCAGGUCUCUAAUCAUACUCUGAUGCCUGAACUUAAGGAGGAAAAUACAUGUAUAUUUUUGUUCCACAAAAAGAACUUUAGGAACUGUAGCCAUUUCAUUGCCUUAAUUUUAAGAAGAAAAUACAAAAAAGAGCAGAUUUGUUUUAGUAAGAAAUCAAGUCUUGAUGCUUCAGAGUUGGUUUAGGGUGUUAGCUGCUAUGAACCUGGUGCCCUUUUGAUCGUGUAUUUAUGUGGGUUUAUGAGUGAAAUGAAAGGCUCAUUCAUUUGUAGUCUAACUUUUUGAGUAUGUAUCUCUUCAGCCAUGUAGCCAUGGCUAAUAAUCUACUCUGAAUGGCUUGCUUAAGCAAUAACUAUUUUAAAGGAUGUGAAUUAUUGAUUCAUACAGACUAUUAUACAUUGGGGCAUUAGGGGCAAUAAUUAUGCUAGAGUGGACAUUCUCCUCAUUUCACAGGAGCCAUGUAAAUUUAAUUUAAGAGAUUAAAAAAUUCCUAUUUAGAUCCUCUAGUUUGACUUUUCUAAUCAGGACUUUUGUACUGCUGCCAUGCUCCACUUAAUUCUAUGUGUCAGCUUAAAUUAUGGAAAUGAAAGCUAAUUUAUAAACUGCAGGCAUAUGAAACUCUGCCCACUUCAGUGUCAGAAAUCCCACAGCACAAUGACAGAGGACUGUGGUGCAGGCGCUAUGCAGCUAUGCUUCCAAGGGGUGGGCUUUCUCCUUCUGUGUUCUUGGACACGCUCAACUGUCCUUCGAAUGUAGUGUUGAUAUCUGAAUUGCAUAUAGUAUAUGCACCUUCACAUGAGAUGCUGUGCAAAACUUUGUAUAACUCUGUGCUACUAACAGUUACAGUUAACAAAACUGGAGCAUCGAAAUUACACCCACCCUGUGCAUGUGACCUUAGACACGAGUGAAUGCAAAGCCUAGGGCCAUAACUUUGUAAGGAACAUUACUCUUAAUUCGAUCACUGUUAAGUAACAACUGAGGUGGAGCAAAAAUAUCUUAAAAGACAGGUAGGAAAAAACUAACAUCACUCCUCAUGAAAUAUACAUACUAUAUUUUUAAAAACACUUCGAACAAGUGCAUUUAUUUUUAAUUUCUUCUUCUUUUCUCCCCUUAACGUGAAGUCUGAUGUGGCAGUGUUCUUGGUGUUUUAUGUUUCCCAGCUCCCUAAUGCUUUCUCAGUAGUUGUGAGCUGUAGGUAUCUAUGUGUUAAGUAAUAUAGUCCCUUUGCCAAAAGACGCUGAAAUACGCAACUGACUGGGUGGGUCUGCUGGCCAUGACAAAACUAUAAUCAGAUUGUUAAAAGUAAAGAUGAGUAGGAAAGAAAUGACUUGUUAAAUAAAAAGGCAUCAGUAUUUAAUAACUUUUCUAUAGACAGAAAUGUAUCUGCUGAAUUGGCCCAGAUGUUAUUACAAUACUGCAAUUUUAUUAGAUCAGUUUCAGUUAAAGUGAGAUUUAUUUCAUAUUGGACCAAAUGAUACUUCAGUAUCUCCAGAAUGUUGUUUAGUGGCAAAUGGGAAAAACAGCCACCACCAUUUUCUAGGUAAUGGGGGUGCAACUUUAAUUGUAAUGGCUAAGACUUCUUUCAGGGUGUUUGUGUAUGUUUGCCUGGUUGAAUAUUUGCUUAGUUUGGGUCUUUUGUUUUACUUUGUCCAGUUUUGUCUUUGGCUGUGUUUCCUGGUUCUGGUUUUGAGGGUUUUUGUUUUAAUGCUCUUGGCCCAGUGGAUGUAAAGAACAUUGGCUUAAUUCCAGUAAAUUGGUUCAUAUUAUUAAACUAAGUUGUUAAAAAGUUUUAAAAACAAAAACAUUAUUUUGGCCCCCCUUUUUAUAUGUUCAAGGGUCACUGUUGAAGAUAUGAUUUUUAGAAUUUUGUGUUUUACAAAAUUUCUGUUGUUCAUAUAUAGUAUCCUUUAACUUACAGUUUUCAGUUCAUUCUUUAUUUGACUUAUUUCUGUUUUUAUUUUCCUUUCCCAUUUGUUUCCCAAAGUCAUAGUCUCUACAGAGUCCCGCGGCACAAUCACUAGGGACUUGGUCCUUUCACAAUUUGUAUCCAUGUAACAGCACCUGUAACUGUGUUCUUGUAGCUCUGUUAAAAGGAUUAAUUUGUCUUCACAGUCCUUCUGGAUGGGUGGCUGCCUGGGUAGCUAAACUAUUUGGCAGUAUUUGACAGUGUCCUUCUCAACACAUUUAUCCCGGUCUUUCUGCCUUGCUGUCUCUUAAUCUCUUGGAAGACAGGGGGAGCAUGUUAACAUCACUGCAUUGAGGUUUUUUGUCUGGUAUAAAGUAUGACAUGUU